AUGACGGGGGCAGGAGAUGGAGGAGACAGGAGAUGGAGGAGACAGGAGAUGACGGGGGCAGGAGAUGGAAUAGACAGGAGAUGGAGGAGACAGGAGAUGGAGGAGACAGGAGAUGGAGGAGACAGGAGAUGGAGGAGACAGGAGAUGGAGGAGACAGGAGAUGGAGGAGACAGGAGAUGGAGGAGACAGGAGAUGGAGGAGUCAGGAGAUGGAGGAGACAGGAGAUGGAGGAGACAGGAGAUGGAGGAGACAGGAGAUGGAGGAGACAGGAGAUGGAGGAGACAGGAGAUGGAGGAUACAGGAGAUGGAGGAGACAGGAGAUGGAGGAGACAGGAGAUGGAGGAGACAGGAGAUGGAGGUGACAGGAGAUGGAGGAGACAGGAGAUGGAGGAGACAGGAGAUGGAGGAGACAGGAGAUGGAGGAGACAGGAGAUGGAGGAGACAGGAGAUGGAGGAGACAGGAGAUGA
Molecule: messenger RNA, 468 nt
Organism: Schistocerca nitens (vagrant locust)
Lineage: Eukaryota; Metazoa; Arthropoda; Insecta; Orthoptera; Acrididae
Product: eukaryotic translation initiation factor 3 subunit A-like
Exons: 1
Coding region: 1-468 (155 amino acids)
Source: RefSeq, a predicted model, not a curated record